Ctenopharyngodon idella (grass carp) is the source of this 997-nucleotide messenger RNA. RefSeq names its product NXPE family member 3-like. Bases 1 to 672 code for a protein of 223 amino acids. The transcript has 2 exons. NCBI's taxonomy places the organism in Eukaryota, Metazoa, Chordata, Actinopteri, Cypriniformes, Xenocyprididae. The record is from RefSeq and is a predicted model, not a curated record.
AUGGGAAUCAGUGAGGAGGAGUGGGAAAGGCUACAGAAGGCUCUGGACUGGCCCGGUCCAGAUGAAGAAAUCACUCAGCUGGAUCUGAGCACAAGUCCAGUCCACUCAACAUUCUCUAUUGUGGGACUCAAGGAGAGUUACAAAGUGGGAGAAAAGAUCUCCGUUACCAUCACAGCCAGAGACCACAACAAGAACCUGAAAAGAUAUGGAGGAGAUUUCUUUAAAGCAAAACUAUUCAAUUCAAAGCUAAAGGCGAGUGUGUACGGGGAGGUUGUGGAUCACCGUAAUGGGACUUACUCUGUUGCUCUUCUUCUGCCCUGGGAAGGUCAGGCACAAGUUUAUGUGCGUCUAGAGCACUCCAGUGAGGUUGUGCAGAUUCUAAAUAAAUACAGGGAGUCCUCAUUCCCACGCAGCCAGUAUAUUGGCCACUUUGAAGGGCCAGGACCCAAUAAAACCAGGAUCAGUGAAGUAGUACAAUGUAAUCUUAAGUGGGGUGCAGAUGGAAGUUGGAGGAAAGGCGACUGCUGCUGUGAGUAUAAGGAUAUAAAAACAGGGACGGUGUGGCAGUGUGAGAGACCGAAGAAACUUUCUUGUGACAACCUGGUUCAUCACUCUACCGGGGCUUUGGAAAGCCCAUUAACUCCUUUUGAGACACAAUUUUUGACAAAGUAAGUGGGAAAUGGUUCAAAGCAACUUCCAGAACUUUGAAAAAAAAGUUUAUAAAUGUAUUUUUAUUUUAUUUAUUUUUUUUCUCCACAGGAUUUUAACAAAUGUCACUAUUACUGGAGACACACAAAUCAUUAAUGUCCUUCCCAACAAUGCAGCCAUUGGUAUGUUCACAUAUGAUCUGUGUAUGUUUUGAACAUUUCUAUUUAAUAUUUGGAAAGAAAUAAGGAGAAAGGAAAUAAUGACUUUUAGCAAACCGAAAACAAGAAUUCAGCUCAUAUUUGAUUUAAUUUUGUCAUUAAUUCUUUCCAAACAGGAAAUAGUCAAAACA